Messenger RNA from Strongylus vulgaris, 366 nucleotides. NCBI's taxonomy places the organism in Eukaryota, Metazoa, Nematoda, Chromadorea, Rhabditida, Strongylidae. The record is from the annotation of a GenBank genome assembly.
AUGAACUCAGUAGAAUCACGAUGUUUAACAGCAACGUUUCCAAAUUUUGGGCGUGGUGCCGAAGCGUUACGUGCGGUGGUGUGUAAUCCACGGUCAUUCGUUGCCUCGUCGACUCCCCUCAUGGACGUUGCCGUACUCAGGUAUCUGGAGCCGUCCAAAUCUGGCCAAGAAGAGGAUCAUCUAUUUGAGAAUCGUGUAUGGAUUCCGGAUCCAGAUAUUGGCUAUAGAUUAGCGUCCAUACUCGAUGAUGGUCUAACCGAUGUUCUAGUCGGAUUUCGAGAUGAACAAGGCUUUUUUGAAAAGGCUCGUGAUUCCAGAACUUGUUUAGCAGCGGUUUUAUGCUUAUACGAGAUUAAGGUAUCUUGA